CCCCGCGGAUCCGCUGGCUAAAGCAAAGAGUCAAGCCGAAAACGUGGGAUGCCCUACCGGAAAUUCGACUGACUUGGUUCGGUGUCUUCGUGAGACUGAAGCGAGAUAUCUCGUGAUGAAGGAGGUUGAUAGUUGGCAGCCUGUGUUGGAAACAAAGACCGCAUCGAACCCAGAGCCUUUCCUUACGGAUUCUCCUCUAAAGCUGGUGCAGACUGGAGACUUUUACAAAGUACCUUGGAUGAUGGGUAGUACAUCUGAAGACGGAGCCUUUUUCGGAGCAGCCUUGAUAACUGACAACUCCAAAUUGAAGGAAUUCAAUGAACAUAUGGAUGUUGAUGGGCCGAAAGAAUUUUUCUUGGAUCUAAGUUUAAAUGAAAGUCUUAUUCCGGAAACCUGGAAUCGAAUACGCGACUUCUAUUUUGCAGACAAGAACACUGCUCAUCCAAAAGAACUUAUUAAGCUAUACACUGACCGGUAUGUAGUCCAUGCAGUCCACAAAGCGGCCGAACUUCAUACUAAAGCAGGCCACCAUCCGAUAUAUCGAUACAACUUUGCAUAUCGCGGCCAAUACUCAUAUGCAAAUCUGGUCGAAUUUAUGAUCAUCAGCAUGGACCUGGGCGUGGUUCAUCAGGACGACCUCAUCUAUUUGAUUCCGUUGCCAAUCUUUAAUUUGUGGCUUCCUGGCCAUCCGGAUCUUCACGUCAUAGAUACCAUGGUCACGCUCUGCGUAAAUUUUGCUACUUAUGGGAACCCCACUCCUUCCGGAGAAAACAGUACAGUGACAUGGCAGCCAAUUACUAACGGAAAACAUUCCUAUUUGAAUAUCGGCCACGACAUGUCACAGAGUGCCGGUUGGUAUGGCAUCCGACCUGUGAAGCUCAAGAUGGAGGAAUAUUUGUAUAAGGACCGCAUGGAAUUCUGGGAUUCGCUCCCCCUUGUGGAAAAUGUGUGAAAUUCUAGACGACGAGAGCUAAGUCACGCGAUUGGGCGUGUAUUAUUCUCUGCUGGUCACUUUGCACAAUCAC
Molecule: messenger RNA, 1025 nt
Organism: Zootermopsis nevadensis
Lineage: Eukaryota; Metazoa; Arthropoda; Insecta; Blattodea; Termopsidae
Product: juvenile hormone esterase-like
Source: RefSeq, a predicted model, not a curated record